Molecule: messenger RNA, 1374 nt
Organism: Elaeis guineensis (African oil palm)
Lineage: Eukaryota; Viridiplantae; Streptophyta; Magnoliopsida; Arecales; Arecaceae
Product: serine/threonine-protein kinase Aurora-3
Biological process (GO): protein phosphorylation
Molecular function (GO): ATP binding; protein kinase activity
Source: RefSeq, a predicted model, not a curated record
UGAUAUGUCCGAGCAUGCUGCUGAAUGCACAGUAAAACCAUCGGUUGCAGGUAGAUGCUGGUAGAAGUGCAAUUGUGGUUAACUGUAAUAUUGGUCAUAAGACUAGAGGGUGCUUUGUAGCUAUACUAUUGAACUAAACCAUACUUGAGACCUUCUAUCUAAUAUCAUUGUGUUGAAGGUACAAGAAAAGGAAGGAAAAAAAGGCUGGGAUAAUACAUAGUUGGUUCUCUUAACAGCCUUUGGAUAUACAAUAAAAUACUAUACAGGUAGUAAUUUAUCAAGAUAUCCAUUUGGAUGUUCCCUGGUAUUCCUGGAGAUGCUCUGUCCUAGGUUAUUGUUUCAAAUACUACAUACGGUUACCUGCUUUUGGAAAUUUUUAAUCAUCUUUUGUAAAGAGCCAAACCAUGCUUUAGAAGGGUUAUUAUUAUUAUUAUUGAAUUAGAAUGGUGAACUCCUUGCCAAAUAGUCGAGUGAGGGUGGGAUGGAACCUGUCUCUUGUACACUGGGAAUAUGAAUCCCUGAAUGAAUAUCUGCAAGAUUUCUUGAAGACUACCUAUCACAUUUUAUAGUAUAAGCAUAUUUAAAUGGACAGUCCAAAUACCAUUUUUGUAGGACAAGAAAUGUAGGAGUAUGUAAAUCAAGUUACUGUAUGACCAUGCAGGGCCAUCUAAAAAUUGCAGAUUUUGGAUGGGCUGUGCAGUCAAAUUCCAAGUGACGUACAAUGUGUGGCACCAUAGAUUACCUUGCCCCAGAAAUGAUUGAGAACAGAGCUCAUGAUCAUGCAGUUGAUAACUGGAUGCUAGGUGUUUUAUGCUUCGAGUUCCUUUAUGGUGUUCCACCAUUCGAAGAAGACGACCAGAAAGCCACUUUCAGAAGGAUCAUGAAGGUUGACUUGAAUUUCCCUUCCAUACCUCUUGUGUCUGCUGAAGCAAAGGAUCUCAUUAGGAAGCUACUGGUGAAGGAUUCAUCUAAGAGGCUUUCCCUUCAGAAGAUCUUAGAACAUCCUUGGAUAAUCAAAAGUGCAGAGCCACCAGUACAAUAGCAGUCUGCAAGGUUAGAAGAUAAAGGCAUGUAUGUUGAGAUUCGUGCAUUUUAAAUAAAGAAGUGGUAAGAUGAAGGCAGCAGGUCAAUGGGCUAAGAAUUCUUUGCGAAGUUGGCAGGAAUUCACCCCUCCUUUCCUGCAAUUUCUGUAUGCUGUAUAUUUAACAUGGUUCAAUUUGCUUUCUGUUAAUUGAAUUAUCUCUGGCAGCGUGCUGCUUUGUACGUCAGGGCCGGACAGCUCUUUAUACUGAGAUACAUGUUCGUUCCUACUGUAUUUCUAAUUCAACUACCAACAGGGUUGUCAUAUUUAUAUACAGGGUCAGUACACCUGAU